Messenger RNA from Lytechinus pictus (painted urchin), 985 nucleotides. RefSeq lists its product as uncharacterized. The coding region runs from base 89 to 454 and encodes 121 amino acids. The transcript has 4 exons. NCBI's taxonomy places the organism in Eukaryota, Metazoa, Echinodermata, Echinoidea, Temnopleuroida, Toxopneustidae. The record is from RefSeq and is a predicted model, not a curated record.
AGCUAACAGCCGGUUUCUUUCUUCACACACGUCGUCUGCGAUAAAAUUUUGAUGGUGACAGAAUUGAAGUAAAAUUUGAAUCGGAGAUAUGGCAGCAGGAGCAAAUGUUGGUCGUGAUGAGGCGUAUACCACCAUCAACAAUGCUGCAAUUGCAGUCACCACCACCACUGCUGCCACCACCAUCAGUGCUACUAAUGCCACCACCACCAAGUCUGCUUCUGCCACUGCCAUCACCAUUGCCACCGCCACUACCAAGACCACUCCUGACACAAAGCCCCCAAGUCCUCAACUGACCAGAUAUUGCAGCUGGAGAAGGAUAGACCAGGAACUUCAAAGCCAGGGCUUGCCGGUCUCCUACAAUAAGAAAAAUGCCAAGGGCCCAUCUAACGAACUUGUUGCAGAAUAUUUGGCCACAGUUGUAGAAAAGCAGAGACUAACAUGCAGCCACAGGUGAGGCUUUGUCCACAUUUCCAGAAAGACACAAGAUAGUAUCAGAAAGCCAUGUCAAAAUCAACGACUGAAGGGUUUGGAGAGCCAUACAAAGAUCCUAGUAAUGUGAUUUCACCUGUACUUCAAUCACAUGAACAGCAGCAGGAGCAAAAACAGCAGCAACCACACAGGAGAUGUAACGACAGAAUUGGCCAACAGCAACAACAACAACAGCAGCAUAAACAAUUUCUGCAGGAGGUGCAAAAACCACACCGGCAACCCCAACAACAUCAAGAUGUCCAACAACCACUCCGGGAACAUUAACAGCAACCACAACUUCAGCAAGAACCAACAGCAGCAGCAACAACAGCACUUAUGAAAUGAAUUUAAUUGAAACUCAAAAGCCAAUGAGGAAACAUCUUUUACAAAAUGAGACAUCAUUUGUUCAUUCUUUUACAGGAUAAAGGAAAGCUUUUUUGAAAGUGUAAAUUUGCAGGAACACAAUGUAUGUUCCCUCUGUAUCUAUUUAUUGAAAUAAAUUUGACUUUAAAAAGAA